Phytophthora nicotianae INRA-310 is the source of this 1075-nucleotide messenger RNA. RefSeq lists its product as hypothetical. The transcript has 3 exons. NCBI's taxonomy places the organism in Eukaryota, Oomycota, Peronosporomycetes, Peronosporales, Peronosporaceae. The coding region runs from base 84 to 1010 and encodes 308 amino acids. The record is from RefSeq and is a predicted model, not a curated record.
UGAUACGUCGCUGAAAGACAGCAGCUUUGCUAUCGAUCACAUGGUCCACAACGCAAAAGGCUUGGCAGCACUAGCGACUUGCCAUGGCGAGGCGUGCGAUCUCUCUGCUAAUGCUGGCAACGGCGCCGGUCACCGCCACGAAGAUCCAGGCGGUGAAUCUCUGCAACGGCACUAUGGAGCUCCAUAUCGGAAGUCAUGGCGACCCCAUCACUAUCGCACAGGGCGCCGGCCAUAGCUUGGAGCUCACGGACGGCAGCAAUGCAGCGUACCGAUACGGCGCUUCGUAUCAAGCCACACAGGCGGAAUUUGCCAAUGUUGACUCCAGCACGUGGUAUGAUAUUUCCAUCAUCCCCGCAGGCAACACCGGGCCAGGUUCAUGUUCCAGCCUCGAGGACUGCAAGGCCGUGACAGGAGGCUCAGGCUUCAACGUGGCAAUGAUGAUCGUCCCUAGUAGCGGAGGAGGACCCAGUUCCACUGAGACUUGCAGAGUUUUGCGUUGUCUUCACGACGGCUGCGAGGACGCCUACCAUUUUCCAGAUCAAGACGCUCGAACACACAGUUGCAGCGCAGAAAUCGAGUUCCAAGUGAUUUUCUGUGCCGAAAAUGCCCCAGAGACGACGUCCGACUCGGCUGCAGAUUAUUGGGUCAAGGCUGGUAAUUCUACUGGUUCUGGGAGCACUUCGGACUCUACUGGAGGCAGUUCCAACUCCUCGUCACAAUCAAAUUCCAACUCGGACGUUGAGUCUCAAUCCGCAACAACACCCGAGCCAUCAAGUAACAAAGAGAAAACAGUUAGCACUGGAUCAGAAGAUUCGUCCGGAACAUCGGCACUAGUUUAUGUGGCUGCGGGGGUGGCAGCGGCCGUGGUGGCUCUCGUGGCCGCUGCAUUUGUCUUCAAAAGAAGACACGCCAUCGCUUUCUGGUGGGAAACUAGGAAUUAUCAAAAGCACGAGCCACGGAGCUCGGACGAACUCGGAUUCGUGCGAAUAUCGGACGAUGCAAUGAUUUAGAAAGAGUAGAUAAGAAAUUAGAUAAAAUACGACGAACGCGGUUUAUAAAUAUGAACGAUGGCAAC